Molecule: messenger RNA, 945 nt
Organism: Cyphellophora attinorum
Lineage: Eukaryota; Fungi; Ascomycota; Eurotiomycetes; Chaetothyriales; Cyphellophoraceae
Product: rRNA methyltransferase 1, mitochondrial
Exons: 2
Coding region: 1-945 (314 amino acids)
Biological process (GO): rRNA methylation
Cellular component (GO): mitochondrion
Molecular function (GO): methyltransferase activity
Source: RefSeq, a predicted model, not a curated record
AUGGUCGAUCGACCCGACGAGAUAGAUGGCAAGCUCACGGCACAACUAGCCCAAGGACGCGGACGCCAGAAGGUGAAGAGUCGUGACUUGAGGAAUUCCCCUUACGCCAACGACUUCGAAGUCUUUGGCUCUACCAGCGUCACGUCUUCAGGAAAGACGAACCAGCUUCCUGCCAGCAACUCGGUCGUUCCCACAGACCAACAGCAAGACCGCGAACCCGAGGACUCGCAAGAUUCAUCUGUCCCCAUCCGCUAUGAUCGCUUCUCCACCCCGGACGAUGGCUCUCAUCCAGACUCCCACCUACCUCGGUCCCAGCCUUACCGUCGCCAAUAUGUAGGCGCAAGAGAACAUAGCCGCGACGACUUCAAAGAGAUCCUCCGCGCCAGCAUCCCCUACACGACCGCCUCCUCCGAGUUCAUCUACGGCUCCUCUGCCGUCAACGCUGCCAUCCGGGCUCGACGCCGGAAAUGCUACAAGCUCUAUGUCCACCGCUCGCGGCACGAAGCAGAGGACCCAGGCUCUGCCAUGCUGCGCCGUGCCAAAGCCGCAGGAAUACCAGUUGUAUCCACUUCCGGCCCCGACUGGAAAGCCGCUUUCGACCGCAUGACCCAGAAACGACCACACAACGGCUUCCUCCUUGAAGUCAGCCCAAUUCCCGUGCUGCCUGUUGAUGCCCUAGAUCAAGUCUCCGCACCCGGCGAGACCGUCUCCGCGCAAGUCGGCCGCCUGACCCCCGAAGACGCAGCCAUCAUCUCGGCCUUCAAUGUUCAGCACUCCACCGCGAGACUCCCGAUGCGCAGCAAGCAACAGCAACAAGACCGAUACCCCAUACUUCUCUUCCUCGACCGUGUCACCGACCUUGGCAACCUCGGUGCCAUUAUCCGCUCCGCUUACUACUUCGGCGUCAACGCAUCAUCCUUUUGGACCACGGUACUGCGCCCUUGA